Salpingoeca rosetta is the source of this 1173-nucleotide messenger RNA. RefSeq lists its product as uncharacterized. Bases 252 to 716 code for a protein of 154 amino acids. The record is from RefSeq and is a predicted model, not a curated record. Lineage: Eukaryota; Choanoflagellata; Craspedida; Salpingoecidae. The transcript is spliced from 3 exons.
AAAUUUCGAUACCAUCUUGCCAUUGCCUUUCCGUUCCCCCGCUUCCCUUUCUUGGCUGGCUUGCUUACGCUGAUCGCUUGCUUCUUGCUUGCUUGCUUGCUGUCUUCAUUUCCAACAGCAGCCGAUCACAGUUGUCAUCACACCAGCACAAGUCAAGUCAAGCACACACAAGAAGCCAUCAGCCACGCUUUGCGUUGAACGCUCUUCCCCUCCCUUGCUUGUCACCCUUCAUCCAACCCACAACACCAGCCAUGGGCAAAGCCAUUGUUGUUGGCGCUGACAUCAGCGACCAGUCCCACGAGGCCCUCAAGUGGACUCUGGCAAACAUGUAUCAGGAUGGCGACAUCAUCCAUCUUGUCCACUGCUUCCGUCCUCUCCAGCCCGCCGUCGGCCCUCACUACAGCUACGUCCCCACAGAAGAGGAGCAGGCCAACUGGCGCCGCCAGCAGGCAAAGGUUCUUGAGGAGAACAUGGUUGAGGCCAAGAAGCUCAAGGCCGAUGUCCACUACAAGAGCGUCCUCAUCGCCGGCGACCCACGUGACGAGAUCAUCGCCUACGGCGAGAAGGAGGGUGCCGUCGCCAUCGUUGUUGGCAACCGCGGACGCGGCGCAUUGAAGCGUGCUUUCCUGGGCUCCGUGUCCAGCUACCUUGUGCAUCACAGCCAGAACAUCCCUGUUGUUGUUGUCCACUGCAAGCACGAGGAGGAGUCCAAGUGAGACGCCCACUGCUUCUCACCCCAGUGGCGUCCUUCCCACUCACCUGUCUUGUUCAAGUAGAUCCCAACCUCACCUCUCCCUUGUUGUAUCCCUCUUGGUAACUCUUCCUCUUCUCCCACCUUGUUUUUUUCCCACUUCCACUUCUGCAUUCGCUUCCCCGUCAUUGUGCGGCGCGUGCGUGUGGGAACCGUUAGCCCCUUUCUUCUUGUCCUUCGUUGGUUUCUUGCCCCCAACAACAAUGAUGCUUGGUGUUGCACAUGUUGUUCUGUUGCUUUCCUCAUUCGCUCCAUAUCAGUUCCACACUGUGGCAACUUUGCUGUGUAAUGUUGCUUGUGUGUCACCUUUGGUGGUGUCUUGUCUUGUGCAACACUUGUCAAGUGCAUGCAUUUGGCGCUGCGCACUCGUGCGUCCGUCAGACAAGUACAUCAUCAUCAUCAUACAAGCACCAGGUCUCCAC